Erpetoichthys calabaricus (reedfish) is the source of this 3339-nucleotide messenger RNA. RefSeq names its product tripartite motif-containing protein 16-like. Lineage: Eukaryota; Metazoa; Chordata; Cladistia; Polypteriformes; Polypteridae. The record is from RefSeq and is a predicted model, not a curated record. The transcript has 6 exons. Gene Ontology annotation, molecular function: protein binding; zinc ion binding. The coding region runs from base 60 to 1739 and encodes 559 amino acids.
GCCCAAGUCACCUUCUUGUUUGUCAGACUGAUUCUCUCUGCCUGCCUCUCCUCAAACGGAUGAUGGAAAAAGCCCAACUGCUUGGAUUACAGGAUGAGUUUACCUGCUCGGUGUGUAUGGACACCCUGAGUGACCCCGUCUCGAUCCCCUGUGGUCACAGUUUCUGUCUAAAGUGCUUAACCAACUACUGGGAUCAGAGCCAAUUGUGCAGCUGUCCUCAGUGCAGAGAGAACUUCACCACAAGGCCUGAGCUGCGCAGAAACACUAUGCUCUAUGAAGUUAUCGAGAAAUUGAAGAAGAGUGGAUACAGUGAUCCUCUGUCUCAGAAUUAUGCCGGUCCCGAAGACGUUGAGUGUGACGUCUGUACUGGGAAGAAGUUCAGAGCAGUGAAGUCUUGUUUGACCUGCAUGGCCUCCUUCUGUCAGACUCAUCUGCAGCCUCACUGUGAAGGAGCUGCCUGGAAGGACCACCGGCUGACUGAUCCAGAUAGGAAUAUAAAGGAGAAACUCUGUGCACAACAUCAGAAAAGUCUGGAAAUAUAUUGCAGAACAGAUGACAUGUGCAUCUGUGCAAAGUGUGUGGUGACUGAACAUAAUGGUCAUAAAAUAGUUGAACUGGAGACAGAGAGGGAGGAAAAACAGAAACAGCUAGGAACAAUAGUGAGUGACAUCUACAAGAGACUUGAGAAGAAAGUGAAGGAGUUGGAGGAGCUGAGGCGAGUGGUAGAGCAGAUGAAGAUCUCUGUCAAAAAGGAAGUACAGGAAAAUGAGAAGAGCUUCACUGACCUGAUUCGCUGUAUUAAGGAAACUCGCAGGAAAUUGACAGAAAGGAUGAGAGAACAAGAGAAGAGAGAAGUGGAGAAGGUCAAAGGAGUCAUGGAACAGCUGGAGAAGGAGAUCAAAGAGCUGAAGAGGAGAGACACUGAGUUGAAGGAGAUUUCAGAGACCAAGAACCAUGUCCACCUCCUGCAGAAUUUCAUGUCUCUUUGUGUCCUUCCUGAUGAUGGAGACUCACCCAGCUUCAUUGUCACUGCCGAUUUCUAUUGUGAGGACCUAAGGAAGGAGCUGUCAUCUCUGCAAAAGAGUGUGGAGAAGAUCAGCCAGCACAACAUCAUGACAUCAGUUCCAACAGAUCAUGGAGCUCCAGUUUUCCCACUACAGCCUCCCGAACCUCAGAGCAGAGCCGCAUUUUUACAAUACUUCAUUCCCCUCACAAUGGACCCCAACACAGUCAAUUGUUACCUGCGCCUAUGUGAAAAGAACAAGAAGGUGACAUGGGAGACGACAGAAACUGAAUAUCCUGAUCACCCUGACAGAUUUGACUACCUCAGCCAAGUUCUGUGCAGAGAGGCUCUGACUGGGAAUCGCUGCUACUGGGAGGUGGAGUGCACUGGAGAUUAUGUGUCAGUCGGGGUCUCAUAUCAAGGACUGAGCAGGAAAGGAGUAGGGAAUGAGUGUGGCCUUGGGAACAAUGACAAGUCCUGGUGUUUAUCCUGGGUGAAUUCCCAGUACUCUGUGUACCACAAUAACAAAGAGACUGUAAUCAGCGCCCCCUACAGCCCCAGAAUAGGUGUGUAUCUGGACUGGCCUGCUGGCUGUCUGGAAUUUUAUAGCAUCUCACACACAAUGACCCUCUUGCAAAGGUUCAACACCUCCUUCACUGAGCCGCUCUAUCUGGGGUUUUGGCUUGGUUGUGACUCCAGUGUAACAAUCUGCCCUCUGAUUGCAUGUGAAUUCUGACCAUUACCCUCCACUGGUCACCUGAUGUCCCCACAAGUGCAAGUGCUCUUCAUGCUUGUAGUUUGGGUUCAAAAUGAAUUUAACAGGAUGGUGGCAGUACAUGUGUGACUGGGAAUGAGUAAGCAAAGCAUGUGCAGCCAUUAACUGUUUAAUUAUUCUAUCCUUCACGCCAGUCCCAGUGAAGCAUACAGCGAGCGGCAGGAAAAAUCCAUGAGCGGAGAGCCAGAUCCUUGCUAGCACUGCAACACCGUGUCCUUAACUUGCGUACGACAGGGUAUGAGGUACCGUGGAAAUGUGUGUGGCUUUACGCCAAGUUUAGGUUUUAUACAUCACAAUUUGAACGUGAAAUGUUCUUACGCAACAUUUCUGUGUAUAUGCACCGUUUAUACAUGAGGCCCCUGGUGUCCCACUCCACUCGGCUAAUUAACCCAAAACAACUGCAAAGGUGACCUGGGCCUUUAAAUGGUCUCUCAGUCUGGUUCAGUAGGCCACACAAUCAUGGGGAAGACUGCUGACUUGACAGUUGUCCAGAAGACAGUCAUUGAGACCCUCCACAAGGAGGGGAAGCCACAAAAGGUCAUUGCUAAAGAAGCUGGCUGUCACAGAGUUCUGUAUCCAAGCAUAUUAACGGAAAGUUGAGUGGAAGGAAAAAGGUGCACAGCCUUGAGAAGACUGUGAAGCACAGCCCAUUCAAGAAUUUGGGGGAGAUUCCCAAGGAGUGUACUGCGGCUGGAGUCGGUGCUUCAAAAGCCACCACAUACAGAUGUAUCCAGGAUGUGGGCUACAACUAUCACAGCAUUCCUUGUGUCAAGCCACUCCUGAACCAGAGACAACAUCAGAAGCAUCUUACCUGGGCUAAGGUGAAAACAGACUGGACUAUUGCUCAGUGGUCCAAAGUCCUCUUUUCAGAUGAAAGUCAAUUUUGCAUUUCAUUUGGAAAUCAAGGUCCCAGAGUCUGGAGGAAGAGUGGAGAGGAACAGAAUUCAAGUUGCUUGAGGCUCAAUGUGAAGUUUCCACAGUCAGUGAUGAUUUGGGGAGCCAUGCCAUCUGCUGGUGUUGGUCCACUGUGUUUUAUCAAGUCCAAAGUCAGCACAGCCAUCUACCAGGAAAUUUUAGAGCACUUCAUGUUUCCCUCUGCUGACAAGCUUUAUGGAGAUGCUAAUUUCAUUUGGCACCACUUGGCGCCUGUCCACUGCCAAAAGUAUCAAUACCUGGUUUAAUGACCAUGGUAUCACUGCGCUUGAUUGGUCAGCAAACUCACAUGACCUAAACCCCAUAGAGAAUCUAUCAAGAGAAAGGUGAGAGACACCAGACCCAACAAUGUAGAUGAGCUGAAUGCCGCGAUCAAAGCAUUCUGGGCUUCCAUAACACUUCAGCAGUGCCACAGGCUGAUUGGCUCCAUGCCAUGCCACACUGAAGGAGUAAUUCAUGUAAAAGGAGCUCCGACCAAGUACUGAGUGCAUACAUGGACAUACUUUUCAGUAGGCCAAUAUUUCUGUAUUAAAAAUCUUUUUUUUUAUUGGUCUUAUGUAAUAUUUUAAUUUUCUGAGAUACUGAAUUUUGAGUUUUCAUUACCUGUGGGUCAUAAUCAGCAAAAUGA